Messenger RNA from Lytechinus pictus (painted urchin), 3105 nucleotides. Its product is annotated as peroxiredoxin-like 2A. The transcript has 4 exons. Gene Ontology annotation, molecular function: antioxidant activity. NCBI's taxonomy places the organism in Eukaryota, Metazoa, Echinodermata, Echinoidea, Temnopleuroida, Toxopneustidae. The record is from RefSeq and is a predicted model, not a curated record.
AGUUUGUGAUUUUGCAAUUUUAUGAAGAAGUAUAAUAAAAUAUUUGCUGAAAUCCAAGGAUAACCAAUUGUUGCACAUUGUACAGCAAUACAUAUUUGUGUGUCCUUUUGACAAUCCUCUUUAUUUCUUUCUCAAGACUCAACAUGGCGCUGCUUUGGGGAGCAGCUGCAGCAGCGGUAGGAGGGCUGAUCAUUGCCAAUAUGGACUUCUGGUUGCCCAAGGGCGGAGCAGAAACUACCGAGGCUUACCUUGCGGGAGCCACCUUGCAGCUCCUGGGGGAGACGAAGCUCCAGUCCAAGAUCAGCAUGAUGGAUGAGGCUCUGAGAACAUUCAAGGCAAAGGAUCUGUGGAAGGAGACGGGGGCCGUGGUUCUGGCUGUUCGAAGGCCUGGAUGAUCUUUGUGCAGAGAGGAAGCUCAAGAGCUGUCCUCUCUGAAGCCAGAGCUGGAUGCCCGAGGUAUCCCGCUCUACGCCGUCCUCCUGGAACCAGGCGGCUUCAAAGAUUUCUUGCCCUUCUUUUCUGGAGAAGUCUUCCUUGAUAAAGAGCUGAGAUUCUAUGGAGAGGAAAAACGAAACAUGAGUAUUUUCGGUCUCCUUCGUAUCUCAAGUUUACUCAAAGCCAGGGAGAACAGUAAGCAGGGUAUUCCAAUGAAUUAUAAGGGUCACGGCCUCACACUCGGGGGUGUCUUUGUUAUAGGGCCCAGUGAUCAGGGAGUUCUUUUGGAGUAUCGCAAUAAGGAUUUUAGCGAUCAUGUCUCGAAUGACAAGGUGCUUGAGGCAGUCAAGAAAAUUGCUCCUUCUACCGACAACAUAUCACCAAAGUUGUAACUCUUCCAAAAUUGUAAUUCUUUGAUAUCUUGUUAAGCAUAUGAAUGGAGAUACAUCAUAAAUGAAUCAAACAAGUAAUAUUGUCAAAUUUGGACCCAUUUUUAUAACUCCUUCUGUUGAUUUAUGAGGUAUUAUCAAGUCCAUAUGUUUCUAAAAACUUUUUUUCUUCACUUUUUACCUUUUUUAGGUAUCAUUAAAAUCUAAGCUUUUGAAUUUCCUCCCAUUGCAAUUCAGUGCGACAUGCAGUCAAACGUACCCUUGCUAAUCCCCCACAGGGGGUCAUUUCAUAAAGCUGUGAGUUAUGCACGACUGGUGGCUGUGUCUUCUGGUGGAUUUGGUGGGUGUUUCAUAAAGCUGUUCGUAAGUUAUAAAUGGAUUCAUGUUAGCCGGUGAUCCUUUCAAACAAACUAAAUCAACAUCGAUAAUAAUGUAAGUUACGCACAGCUGAUGGAUGUUUCUUCUGGUAGAUUAGGUGGGUGUUUCAUAAUGCUGUUCGUAAUUUACGAAUGACUUCACGUUGACCGGUGAUCCUUUCUUACAACCUAAAUCAACAAUAAUAUAGGGUAUAUCAUUUACCACAAGGAAGGAUCAGCUGUCGUUCAUAAAGUCAUUCUUAACUAAGUUAACUUACAAACAGCUUUAUGAAAUGGUCCCCAGGCUCUCGAUUGUUUGUAUUCCCAUCAGCUUAUGUUGAAAUCUGUCCUUUGUCUAUCAAUAUUUUUGUUGUUAGCAAUCAUUUUAUUGGAAAUUUCAGUAUUUUUUUUUUCAAAAUAAAUUUGAUUCGGGCCAACACACUCCCAUGAUUUUAAACAGGGGUAUCUCAUUUACUUGUAGCUCAAGAAAGGAUCGACAAGCUCUAAUAAAUUUGUAACUCAAGGCCCUGUCACAUCGUCCCGUGCAAGCCUUGUGGGUGAGUUGUGGAUGUUUGCCCGCAACUCGCCCGCAAAAAUGUUUUGAGCAUGUUCAAAACUUUUAUGCAUGCAAAUCAGACUUGCGUGCGAUUCUGCGUGUGAGUUGCGUGCGAGAUACUGUCAAUGCGGCCAACCUGCGUGUAGCAAAAAUAGUUACCUACAAGUCACACGCAAGGCUUGCACGGAACGAUGUUACUGGCCUUAACGAAUAGCUCUAUGAAAUGCCCCGUGGUUUGCUUCUUAUACAGAAUUGAUUUGCAAUCGAUAUUUGCAAUCAGUUGCUAGCAUGUCUCUUGCAACACCACUAUGGUCCUUACAAAAUACAAAAAUUAUUCUAUAAUGACACUAGGGGCCCAUCUUACAAAGAGUUACGAUUAAUCCAAUCAACCUCCAUUAUAUGGAAAUCCAUCAAUGUCAUAAUUUUUCUCACAGAAAAUUCACCCAAUGUCCUGUGUAAACAGAGAAAAGCCCAACAAUGUUUUGAUCAAAUAUGCAUUUUUGAUGUUGAUGUUGCUGGCUUUCCAUAGUUGUUGAUCGGAUCAAUCGCAAGUAUUUGUAAGACGGGAUCCUGAUCUCCCAUAUUAGAACAUUGGAGUUUUAUUGAGUUUGAAAUUCAAAAUAUAAAGCUUAUUUUCUUCCUAUCUAACCAAUGAUUUCCAAACCACAUCUGUUGAUAACAUAUUGAAGAUAUGACAAUUAUUUCUUUUCACAACAAAUUUUAUAUAUAUAUCCUCUUUUUGUGAUAAUUUUGUGUGUGAUAAAACCGAUGUUAAAACAAAUGCAGCAAAUGAAUAGAAGGCCAAGCCUCAAUUUUGGACAGUGAAUGAAUGUAUUAUUGAUCUCUAUGUUUUUUUGUUUUUUUUUUAUUAUGUUUCAUUGAUCUCUAUGUUAAUUCUGUUUACAUUGUAUUGUGAAUUCAUACUGGUUUUGUUUUACAAAUAUGCUUCCUCGAUCAGUUCUCUUUGCAUUGUUGCAUAAUUUUUCAUAAAAGAGGAUACUCUCAGAGAAUGGACUACUCAUUGAAAAGUGAGAUUAUUUUUUUACUUAAUGUUUUGUUAUUUGUAUUGCGUCACUUUGAUCUUGCUGCAGGUACAUGUUCCUGUCUGUACCACCCAAAUCGAUUUCUUUUUACACAUCACCAAUGAUGACUUUAUUUCAAACACCCCUUGGUGCCAAUAAGGUCUGAUGUAAAACGAUGUGUAGCAGUAUUUCGAUUGGGUUUACAGAGAGAACAUGUAGCUGUUUUCGAUGUCAUUGGUUGAUCGUUAUGAUGGAUUUAGUGAUAUGUCAGGCUUGUGAAAUUAUGAACAAUGAAUAUUAAUAUAUUGUUGAAGAAUGUCUGUGUAAUAAACCACUGAAUUACUGAA